CGGCGCAGAAGGAAGAGGGAGAGAAGAAGGAGGGGACGUUGAGUCGGAUUGCGGAGGAGAUUCAGGUUGUUAAGGUACAUCCAUCACCUCUCCUCUCCGUUUCCCAUUUCAACAAUCUCUAUGUUCUUCACUUUACUAACAUCUGGAUUAAAAAUGACAAUAGACACUAGACCCCCACGCCACCGCAGAGAAGUACCUCUUCAAGCAACUCCUCAAGACGAAACGCAUCGCCGAGUCGCCGCUCUUCAUCCAAUUUAAAGACAAGAAGAAGUUAUCUGCGGAGGGGCCGAAGAGUACGGCUGAAGCGAACGUCACGGCACGGUUGUACAAGUCCACGCCGGUGAAGAAUGUGUUCCCGGGGAUUAUGGAGGGGAUACGCAAGUUAUUGGGGAUUGAAGAUAAGCCUGCGGAUGUGAAGAAGAAGGAUGCGAAGAAAUCCUCCAAGGAGGAGAAGAGCAGUAGCAGCAGCAGCAGCAAGAAGAAGGCCGAUGCCGAGACAACUCGGACAAGCGCAUCCGCCUCGCCAAGCAGCGGCGACGAAGACAUCAACAUGGACGACGCCGGCUCCGACGCAGAGAGCAUCGACUACGCACAAUUCGACGCGCGACUGGCGCCCGAUUCAGGCGACGAGAACGAAGACGGAUCUGAAGGCGACGAAGAUCUCGAUCCCAAUGAAAUCAGCGACGUAGAAGAAGAAAUGGAGGAGGAGGAGGAGGAGGAGGAGGAGGAAGAAGAAGAAUCAGACGACGAUCAACACAUCUCCAUCUCGCGCUCCCCCUCCCCCUCCUCCCCACCGACCAAAAAGCCCAAAGCAACCAGCAAAGCCUCCUCGACGCCCGCGACCAGCACGACCUUCCUCCCCUCACUCACAAUGGGCGGAUACUGGUCCGGAUCCGAGGACGAGGCAGAAGACGGCGCGGCAGCGAACGAGCCCCCGCGACGCAAGAACCGCAUGGGUCAGCAGGCGCGUCGGGCGCUGUGGGAGAAGAAGUACGGAUCUGGAGCGAAUCAUGUUAAGCAGGAGAAGAAUAAGCGGAAGGGAGGAGGACGCGAUAGUGGGUGGGAUGUGAGGCGGGGAGCGACGGAUGGGGGUGAGCGGUGGGGACGCGGUGGUGGGCAGCACCAGGGUAGGGGUAGACCGCAGCAGCAAAACCAGCAGUAUGGACGGCCUCAGCGUGGUGGACCGCCAGCGAAGAAGCCGGAGGAUAAUAAGCCGUUGCAUCCGUCGUGGGAGGCGGCGAGGAAGGCGAAGGAGCAGAAGGCUACUGCUGCUUUCCAGGGUAAGAAGGUUACGUUCGAUUAGUGGAAGAUAUCCUGUUUCUGUAUGUAGGACAUUUGUAGAUAUUAUAUCAUCAUGGCUAAAGAA
This is a messenger RNA of Aspergillus vadensis CBS 113365, 1366 nucleotides long. Its product is annotated as BUD22 family protein. The transcript has a single exon. The record is from RefSeq and is a predicted model, not a curated record. Gene Ontology annotation, biological process: maturation of SSU-rRNA. The coding region runs from base 365 to 1303 and encodes 312 amino acids. Gene Ontology annotation, cellular component: nucleus; 90S preribosome. NCBI's taxonomy places the organism in Eukaryota, Fungi, Ascomycota, Eurotiomycetes, Eurotiales, Aspergillaceae.